UGGAGUCUCCACCCCCUCGAGUGGAGUUUUAAGUAGGACAGGAGCUGUUCAGCGAGAUCAGAGUAGAGACGCAGAAAGCACAAAACCAGUGGUCUGGAAAGGAACUCAUCAGCAGAAUAGAGAAGAGAAAAAGCAAAAAGAUAACUUGAGAUUUGGAGGCAACGUGGAAAACCACUCAGAAUGGAAGGCAAACUUGCAUGUCUCCUCCUCCUGGUGGGAGGAAUCAUGAUUGCUCAAUGCCAGGGCUUACGCAUGCGUUUCAAAAGGGGAGCCAGAUCUAGAGCCAUUUGCACAGACAAUUCAUCUGGAGAAAUUUACCAGCACAGGGGGACCUGGCUGAGGCUCUCAGGGAGCAGAAUAGAAUACUGUAGGUGCGACAGUGGUUGGAGUCUCUGCCACACUGUGCCUAUCAGAGCCUGCACUAGAAAUAAAUGCUACAACGGGGGCCAAUGUUCACAGGCGUAUUAUUCCCCACAGCUAUUCAUCUGCCAGUGCCACCAAGGCUUCUCUGGGAAGCAGUGUGAAAUAGAUACUGAAGCUAAGUGCUACAAAGAUACUGGAGUAACAUAUAGGGGUAUGUGGAGCCUGACAGAGAGUGGAACUGAAUGUUCAAAUUGGAAUAGUAAUGGCUUAAUGGACAGGAGGUACAGUGGCCGAAGAGAGGAUGCUGCUGAGCUGGGCUUGGGCAAUCACAACUAUUGCAGAAACCCAGAUGAAGAUUCCAGACCUUGGUGCUAUAUCUAUAAAGGGGGAAAGUACAUCUGGGAACACUGCAGUGUGCCCUCCUGCUCAAAAGUUGGGAAUGCCAACUGCAAGUCUGGAAGAGGCACGGAUUACCGAGGCAGCCACAGCAUGACCAGUUCUGGAGCUACCUGCCUGAGGUGGAAUUCUCGAAUUCUUGUCAACAAGUUAUAUACUGCUUGGAGAAGAGAUGCUUACCAGCUGGGCCUUGGUAGUCAUAAUUUCUGCCGGAACCCUGACAAUGACAGCAAGCCCUGGUGCCAUGUACUGAAAGGAAACCGGCUCACAUGGGAGUACUGCAAUGUACCUACUUGCUCCACCUGUGGCCUACGGCAGCGCAGGGGACGCCAGUACAGGAUUAAAGGUGGCUCCUCUGCAGACAUUGCAGCUCACCCGUGGCAAGCUGCCAUCUUCGCCAAGUAUCGCAGAGCUCCUGGAGAGCACUUCCUCUGCGGAGGAGUUCUGAUCAGUUCCUGCUGGGUUUUGUCAGCUGCUCACUGUUUUGAGGAAGGCUUUAGUACAGAUCAGCUGAAGAUUGUGCUGGGUAGGACUUCCCGAGCAACUUCUGAAGAAAAUGAACAAAAGUUUCAAGUGAAGAACUACAUUGUGCAUCAGAGAUUUGACUCAGAAAAUUUCAACAAUGAUAUUGCUCUGUUGCAGUUGAACUCAGAUGCAGAAGACUGUGCUAUUGAAACAGACACUGUCCGUGCUGCCUGCCUCCCACCUCCAGAACUGCAGCUGCCUGACUGGACUGAAUGUGAGAUCUCUGGUUAUGGCAAAAACGAAGAAUUUUCUCCAUUCUAUUCAGAGCACCUGAAGGAAGGCCACGUCAGGCUGUUUCCAGCCAGUCGGUGCACAGCACAGCAUCUGGACAACCGGACGGUUACGGGCAAUAUGUUAUGUGCAGGAGACACGAGACACCUUGAUGAUGCCUGCAAGGGUGACUCUGGAGGGCCUCUGGUCUGUAUGAAGGAUGAUCGUAUGUAUCUAAUUGGAAUCAUCAGCUGGGGAAUAGGCUGUGGCCGCAAAGACAUACCUGGUGUUUAUACAAAUGUUAUUCGUUACCUUGACUGGAUUCAGGACAACACGAAACCCUGAGAAAGAAACAUGAACUAUCCACAGACUUGUGGCCAUGCUUUGCAGCUUCCUUCCAGGUGCUUGAAGGAUGCUGACAGGGCUUCCUGUUUGUCCAGAUGCCUAUGACUUUCAGUGCAAGAGGAAGGCAAACUGCAAUGUGUGGGAAGGGCAAUUCUCAAAUUACUCUCUUUUCCUCAUUACAGAUUAUUGGAAGCUAACACUUCUGUCCCCCCCACAUCACCAAGCUUUCUCCUUGCAUCAAACCACAUGAGUACCACUAAAAAUAAAUGUUGGCCUCAGAGAACAAACCAAGAGAGAACAUUAUGCAUCCCAUAGACAGCUAUAUUGUUUUGGGUAUGGGUGUGAACUGAAGGCAAAGAGGGCAGAUUUAAUAUCCUGAAAACUUUACCUCCCCCCUUCUUCAGUUUGGAACUGAUUAAGUAACCGAGUCUGAGCUUAAACUCUCUGAGCAAAUACAGGAUAGCAAGCUUAUCAGGACAUUCUUCCACUUGCUUUUCCUCCUGGUAGGAACUAAGUAUUUAAAUAAAUAUGGAAUUGGUAAAAACCUUAACACCAGCCUUAUGUGCCACAGAAUCAACACAUUAUUUUUUUACUAUUACACUUCUAUGCAUUAUGUGAUAUAAAGGCAAAAGCUUUCUCAUUAGCACAGCAGAGCAGAACAAAGGACAGUUUUAGGUGCCUGCUGGAUUUACAUCCACAAGUAAAGAUGAAGUCAAAUGUCACAUGGCUGCAUUUGUCCUUUAACAGGACAGGAAUAACCAGGUCACUGUGAACUACCAUCUCGGUAAGUGUUACUUCCUUGCAUUGCAGGUGCCAGGUGACACUGAGUGGUACCUAUGCAUGUCCAAGAGUUAAGCCUCUUCUGGUCCAAUUGUUUUAUGAAGUAAGAGAAAGCAGGUGACUACUGUUUACAAAAGAAAAUAAUUAUAUUGAGGCUACAAAAGGAGUUUAGCUUUAGUACCAAUUGGGCACUGUAGCUAGAAAACUUGUCUGUUGUAUUUGGAAAAUACAUUAUAACUCAAAACAUUUACUCUCUUGAGUUUUAAGAAGCCCUCUGAUUAUAUACUAGCACAGCCUCUAGUCAAAUAAAGAAGCUUAAGUACAGAAGAGAGAUUUGGUAAAGACACUCAUUACUUCCUCAAAUGGGUUUUGUAAAUGUCAACUUUACAAAUGGUCCAUGUCUUCCUAGCUGCCAGAUUAGAAACUGACUUCUAAGAGCUCUUCUCUAAUGUCUUUAGAUAAACAAUGGUGUAACUCCAGUUAGCUUCAGUGAUGAGUCCCAUAUUCUAGCCAGUGGAAAGGGAAAAAAACCCCAUGUUUAUUAAAAAAAGAGUCACACUUCAGGGCUUUUUUUAAUGUGAUAUUUUGUUAAUUGUAUUUUAUGAAGUAUUAACCUUGAGAAAAAGACAAACUAGUUGCCAUUCCUCUCCUCUAAACCCAUUCCCAAGUGCUGCUGUGCCUUGCUCUCCUGGCAUUCAGGAGCCUGCUGAAUAUUUUCAGCCUGUAAAAAACCCAGAACUGUUCCAAUAACACAGGUAAGUGUCCUGAGGAAUGCAAUUUUAAUUCCACAAUUCAGUUAAUUAAGUACAUUCUUUGAGCUCGAUGUCAUCUAACAGCCACCAAUAAAAUGCAACUAAAUUACACCUGAUACCAAUAUAUUUUAGAAAAAUACAUCCUACAAAAAUGUGAGAACAGUUUUACAUCACGGCCCUAACUAGAUCCUUGAAA
Apus apus (common swift) is the source of this 3567-nucleotide messenger RNA. It is a transcript of the gene PLAT, whose product is annotated as plasminogen activator, tissue type. The transcript is spliced from 14 exons. Gene Ontology annotation, molecular function: serine-type endopeptidase activity. Lineage: Eukaryota; Metazoa; Chordata; Aves; Apodiformes; Apodidae. The record is from RefSeq and is a predicted model, not a curated record. Gene Ontology annotation, cellular component: extracellular region. Bases 181 to 1839 code for a protein of 552 amino acids. Gene Ontology annotation, biological process: plasminogen activation; smooth muscle cell migration.